Priapulus caudatus is the source of this 1002-nucleotide messenger RNA. RefSeq names its product angiotensin-converting enzyme-like. Gene Ontology annotation, molecular function: metallopeptidase activity; peptidyl-dipeptidase activity. Lineage: Eukaryota; Metazoa; Priapulida; Priapulimorpha; Priapulimorphida; Priapulidae. The coding region runs from base 18 to 887 and encodes 289 amino acids. Gene Ontology annotation, cellular component: plasma membrane. Gene Ontology annotation, biological process: proteolysis. The transcript has 7 exons. The record is from RefSeq and is a predicted model, not a curated record.
AUACCCUGCUGUCUGACAUGUCAACGAUCUACAACACCGGACGAGUGUGCAAGUUUGGACUGACCUGCGAAGAAAAUGAUAACACCUUUCGUUUACCGUUAGAUCCAGAUAUUAAGAGGAUUCUCUCUACGUCACGUAACUACUACGAGCUGCUGCACUACUGGACCGGCUGGCGUGACAACGUCGGCACUCCGAUGCGACAGAAAUACAUCCGCUUCACCGAGCUCAGCAACGAAGCUUCUACUAUCAACGAGGCAGACGUCAACUUCCUCAUGAAGAUGGCACUGGGUAAGAUAGCUUUCAUUCCUUUCGGCUACCUCAUCGACCAGUGGCGCUGGAGUCUCUUCAGUGGCGAAUACUCCACGGCAGAGAUGAACGAGAAAUGGUGGGAUCUGAGGUGCAAAUGGCAGGGCCUGAAGUCAGAUUCCGUAAGAACUGAAGAGAACUUUGACCCAGGAUCAAAAUAUCACAUUCCCUCCAAUACACCUUACAUCAGAUAUUUCGUCUCCUACAUCAUACAGUUCCAGUUCCACAAGUCUCUGUGUGAGACGGCAGGCCACACGGGUUCACUGCACACGUGUGACAUCUAUAAAAACAUAGAAGCAGGCGACAAGCUAGCAGAGGCGAUGAAGCUUGGAGCGUCGAAACCCUGGCAGGACGCCAUGGAAAUUCUUACGGGACAAACCAAGAUGGACGCCACCGCCAUAAUGGAGUACUUUCAGCCACUCAUCGACUGGCUGGAUGAACAGAUUAGCGAGCAUGAGCUAACGCAAGGCUGGGACUGCACGAUCCCGAGCACCGGAGGAGCGAGCAGGGCGCACGCGGCGUCUGCUAUCGUCGUUCUCCUAGCAACGAUGUACUCGCUGCUGCUGCUGCGUCUCUCGUAACGGAUUGCAACGCUGACGUCACGGAUUCAUGUGCACACGUGUCGAUUACAGUCGCGUGAAAUUGACGCGUUCGAUUUAGUGAUUAUAAUAAAAAAAAAUGUGAUCGCGUACGAAA